AUGGCGAGCCAAGGGCAGCAACAGCAGCAGCAAAGGGUCUCAGAAUCCAGCAACCAGCUCAGCUGCAGGUCGAACCUGCGGGGGACGGAGAAAACCAUCUUCGAUCUCGUCUGUGCUGGGACUAACAGAAGGCAGUGGGCGGAGUGGCUGCGAACUCCGUUGGAACACGCCGCCGGUGUAGGCAACAUUGAUCUCGUGACUAAGCUCCAGGGAGCCGGGGCGGGCGGGAGUGCUCUCCAUCUGGCACUCAGAGCAGGCCAGGACGCACUCGCGCAAGAGCUCCUAAGGCUGGGAGCUCCCACGAAGGCGAAAGACAACAACGGCGACACACCUCUCCACCUUGCUGCCGCCAGUGGCCUCGGCGAUGUCGUGUCCUUGCUUCUUCGUGACGGGGCUGAGGUGGAUGUGCUAGACAACAAGGGUCGGACGUCAAUUCAUCUCUCGGCGGAGCGUGGGUCUCCAUCCACCGUUCAAGCUCUGUUGGCGGCCGGUGGAGACCCGAGCUUGCGGUACGGGAAGGGCAAGGCAUUUUCGGCGUUGGGUCUGGCUGCUAGAGGUGGACAUGUUGAGGUCAUGCAAGCGUUGAUUCGGCACGGAGUGGACGUCGACGGCCCUGACUCGAACGGCUGCACGGCCUUGCACUCGGCUGCGAUCGGGGAUGCGGUGGGUGCAAUCGACGUGCUCAUCGAGGCUGGGGCGAGUAUCGACGCUCAGGGUGGCGAGGAUGGCGCACGGUACACACCUCUGCACGUGGCGAGCGAGCAGGGUUCGUCCGAAGCCGCACUAUCGCUGGUCAAGCACGGAGCGGACGUGCACAGGUCGGGGAAGACGUGCCGGCGGAGGCGCUGCAACGCUCUUAACCUAGCUGCCGGCCGUGGCCACACCAUGAUCGUGACAUCGCUUCUGGCUGCCGGCGUGAAUGUCAACCUUCGCCCAGCAUACUCAGACAAGUCAGCGUUGGACGCGGCUUUUCAGGGAGGCCACGCCGACAUUGUGACAUCCUUGAUCCAGCACGGAGCGUUUGUCGACGCCACAGACUCACGUGGGUGUACGGCGCUGUUCAAGGUCAGCCAUAACACUAACGCAGCUUUGAUCGAUAAGCUUGUGGCAGCCGGGGCUUCUGUGAACGGGAUAGUGGACGCUACAGGUAGAACACCCCUCCAUCACGCGUGUAUGAAUGACUGCCCUGAAGCAAUUAUUUCGAUGCUACGCCACGGGGCUCGCGUGGAUGCGAAGGACGAUGAUGGUGACACGCCUCUUCAUGUGGCAUCGACGGAGGGAUGCUCGGAAGGGAUUCGCGCGCUUGUACAACAUGGGGCUGACAUCAAAGCGCUCAACGCCAAAGGCCGCACGCCGCUCGCCUUGACCGCCGAGUUCGGCUGUGAAGAUGCUACGGUAGUCUUGUUGGACGCUGGGGCAGACGUCAACGCUCCCGCUGACCACACCGAUGGAUCAGCUGCUCUGUCUUUGGCCACCUUGAGCGAGUACGUGGACGACACUAUGAAAAUCUUGAUUCAGCACGGAGCCGACGUAAACGCAAGGAACACAGAUGGGUUCACCGCUCUGCACCGUGCCGCUAUGUACAACGAGGUUGACGGCGUCGAUCUUCUGAUCUCGGCCGGGGCUAUCAUCGAGGCACUGGAUAAUCACAAGAGCACGCCUCUCGCCGUCGCGUUUCGGGAGGCCGUUUAUCGUUGGAAGAAGUACAACGGUGGUGCUGGGGACUUCGCGGCCAUGGUCUCCUUGCUGAAGCACGGAGCCGACCCCAACAUCGGGAACAUACAAGAAGGCUGUCCGAAUUCUUUGCUCUGGUACUUCAUACGUUGCGGAUGCCCGAUUUCCGUGUUCCGGGAGCUUCUUGCUGUCGGUCCGAACCUUGACGUCCGUGACGACGAAGGGUGCACUCUUCUACUGCUCUCCCAAGAUCACCCCGAGUUGUUCUCCGAACUACUGCUGCACGGGGCGGACACGAAUGUGCAAACCAAGCGCGGUAAAACCGCGUUGCACAAGGCCGCGCAAGACGACAACGGGGUAUGCAUCGAGGCCCUCAUCAGUGCCGGGGCCUCGACCAAUGUUAAGGACAGGAACGGCCGCACGCCUCUUCACCUCGCCACCAUCAACCAUAAAUGGAACGCCAUGCGGAUGUUGCUAAGGAGCGGUGCGGACAUUUCUUCAGCGGACAACGACGGCUUCUCAGCGUUGCACCUGGCGGCAGCCCACGACCAGUGUACUUCCGGUGAUUCCGCGAUGGCCACGACAAUGGACUUGCUGCUACGAUGGGGUGCUGACGAGAAUGCGGUCGACUCCGCCGGUAGAACCCCCGUAACAGUUUGGAGAGAGAAUGAGUCCAUGUACACGCUUUCGUGGGCGAACAAGCAAUCUGUGAAGAAGAUGUUCCAACGGGCACCCAGAGACAAAGCGUGGCGUCGACGUGGCUGGCUAGUUCUGUGCCGUGCCUUCCCAAACAGGGUGCGGCUGAAGGAGGACAACGCUGGAACUUGUCCCAGGGCCGGCCGGAGUCUUCGAGCACGGAGGGUUGGUGCUGGGUCGGGGUCUGGCAGCAGCAGCGUCCCUCCUGUCGGAGAAGCCGGGGGAGUCCCGGUAGGCACACUGCCGCCCGAGAAGAUGGCUGGUGGCUUGAGUGCGUUGGUGGCGAAGGUGGUGGGUUUGCACGAGGAUGGCGUGUUCAUGACCAUCAUGGAGUUCGUGUAG
Molecule: messenger RNA, 2712 nt
Organism: Ectocarpus siliculosus
Lineage: Eukaryota; Phaeophyceae; Ectocarpales; Ectocarpaceae
Source: the annotation of a GenBank genome assembly